AUGGCGACUUCAGAGCUGAUCGUCCUGCCGACCUGUACGAUCUGCCGGGAUGAAGAUGCAACUGAUCUGAACUUUGGGAUCACCAAGUGUGGACACGCCUUUCAUUCGGAAUGCAUGGAGGACUGGGACAGAAAUCAAGUGCGCCUCGGAAGGAUGACCGUCUGUCCGUGUUGCAAUGCCAACCUAACCUACGCAAGACCCAUCACUAUCCGCCUCCAUCAACUCGUCAAACAACGAGUCAUCAUCAUCCCCGAUGGCGAACCUGAUCCCGUCGAAGAACUCAAGACGGCCACCAAGAAGGUAGAGAAGCUGGAAGCCGAUAAAGCCAAGCUCGCUGGCGAGAACAGAUUGCUCAAAGCUAAAAUCACCAACUUGAUACACGAAUCCGAGAAGGCCACCGCCCAACAUGCCCAGAGAGAGAACGUGGACUACCAUCCCUCGGAACUCGAAAAAGAAAGACAAUUACGCAAGAAGCAACUUCACGCUUUCUACCAGGGAGAGCAGAAGAGACUACGCAGACAGCUCGAAGAUUCAAAAGAAGCCUACGAAAACAUCGUUGCUGAAUUCGAACCAGUUGAACCGGCGGGGUUAACCACUAGCACCCCAGCUGAUAGAGCUACCACGUCUGGUGAGCAGAUGGCUAGUGGCGCUUCCCCUCAUUCGUCGAGUCCAUCGAAUGGACGCAAACGAUCUCGUCUGUUGGAGAUGGAGAACGAAAAGGGCAAAGCCCCAAUCAAACCACCCACAGUGAUUGAUAUCGAUUCGUCAGACUCCGACAGUCCAGUUCCGCCUAGACGACCCGACAUCACAACCCCCGGCCAAUUCGUCCUCAAAUCUAUCCUCAAAAAGAGGCUCCCCGACCCAAUCCCUGGGCCAUCGGCAUCAACCAGAAGCGCCGUUCGCCUAUUGAACUCAUCCGCUAAUCUCGCCAGAUUGAGGUCCGAUCCGUUCCUAGCUAGCCUCGGCGCUAGCGGCCGUCUCCCCCAUCCAGCUGCUACACGCGGCUCUGGCUCCGGCUCCGGCCCCAAGCCUUAG
Molecule: messenger RNA, 1035 nt
Organism: Puccinia triticina
Lineage: Eukaryota; Fungi; Basidiomycota; Pucciniomycetes; Pucciniales; Pucciniaceae
Exons: 2
Coding region: 1-1035 (344 amino acids)
Source: RefSeq, a predicted model, not a curated record